Messenger RNA from Xyrichtys novacula (pearly razorfish), 13176 nucleotides. NCBI's taxonomy places the organism in Eukaryota, Metazoa, Chordata, Actinopteri, Labriformes, Labridae. The record is from the annotation of a GenBank genome assembly.
UAGCCGCCCAUUGUUUUCAGAGCAUGUUUAUUUACAAAGACAAUUUUGAAUGCUCAAUACUAGACGUACAUUUCUGUGUGAAAUACUCUGCAUAACAGUUCAUAGCUAUUUCAAAUAUUUUGAUUUUAAAAAAGAAUUAGAAUUAAAGUUACAGUACAUCAUCCUUGUCAUCAUAUUUGUUAGCGGUUGCAAAUGUUAAGAAAAGUUAAAGGGAUGUUCAUACUGUAUAAGUGAAUGUGGAAAAAACAGAUCAUACAACUGUUUUCAAAAAUCAAAACCACAAAACUGCUCAGCCAGGCUUUGGUCAAAAGUUGUAUUUUAAACACAUGAUCCAGGUGGUUUCAUUUUGAAUUCGUACAGUUUCAUAUUUUUUAAGUUUAUUCAAGUGACUGACGUGUUUAUUGGCCACAUUCUACAAGUAAAACUCUUCAUUUUAACCACUGCCUUGAUGCAAAUGCCUCGCCGUCUCAAUGUCAGGUCAAAUAGAUGAAAUCCAGAUUUUGUAUGGAGGAGGUAAAUGGUAGUGGGGCUUCUUGCCAAAACACGGAUAUUAUCACAUUUGAUGCCCUAAAAAUUAACAGUGAACUUUAGGAUUUUAAUGACUUUUCUAUAAGAACAACAUUUAUCUCAGUGCUGGGCAAUUGUUUAUUUUUCAAACAAAUGUUAGCCAAGUCUUAACGAUUUUAAAAGCCAACUGAAACCUUUUUAGUCUUGCUUUUAACUACAUUGUACAUCAUUAACUCUGUUUAAGUGUUUUAGCAUUUAUCUAUUCUAGUUUUAAUCAAAGGAUCGUCUUUUAUUGAGCUAUUUUGGUGCUCUGAUUUUAGUAUCUUUUACUGUUGUUUUUAUUUCAUUUUAUUUAUUAUUUCUUAAAUGUCAUUCUUUGUUUCUUUGUUUUUAGAUUUUAACCUAAACCUCCAGUGUUUCCUUAUCUUGAGUUUUAAAAUGACGUUUCCUUAGUGCGCACAUUCCUGUUUCCAUGAAAUCAAGCCCUUUUUUAAGUUUAUGCAUUUUAAUACUGUUUCUGUUGCAAUUAGAUCGUGGGGUGGGAAUGAGGGGUUGGGCUGGGGUAAAUUUGGGUAUUCUUUGUUUCUUUUAUUCCUUUGUGCUACAUGUUAUGUAUGUAAAGUGCUAUAUAAAUAAAGACUGAUUGAGACUGAAGUGUUUGGCAUUAGACGUAUCUGCCUGCUCAUAUUCAGUUUUGCUGGCAGGUGGAUCUGGACCAAUCCCAAUCCUUCAUUUAAGGUGAUGACAGAGGAGGAACUGCUUCAUAAACAAUCAAGGUAUUUCUAAUAAAGAGUCCUACAAGGUGCUUUAAAUAAUUGAGUUUGGUACCCAGCCUGCAGCAGCUGUUCCAGACUUUGAAAAAGACAUGAUAGAAAUAAUCGGUCUUUGUUGACAAUAAUGUUUGUUUGGCAAGAUCACCAUUAAUUUCAGUCUCUUUUAUAACCAUCUUCGAAUUCUUCAGAGUAACUUUGUUGAAGGUAGAAGUCUAGCCUACCGUGACAGCAUGGUUUUGACAAAUGUACUCAGAGCUGACAACAAAGAAAACUCUGCCUGAACAUUUGAUGUUGGGCAGCUGUGAGAGUGUGCCCACCCUCGUUAAUGAAGCUGGAUAACAGCUCUCAUUAUGAGCACACUCCAUUUAAAUGAGCCAUAAUAGCACCUCUUGAUAAUCAACCUGAUAGGCGCCCCCUUUGGACUCUAUACCCUUUCAUUGGUCGGCUGGACAGCAUUGCGUAGACACUGAUAGGCCAUCAGGAGGAGGGUGGGUGUGGCAGGCUGGCUGUUGGCCAACAAAAUUGAUAGGACCCAUAGGACAGAACUUGGCUAGCAGGGAUGCUAAUACAAGUAGAUAAAAGGCAGCGACGUUGCGAGGCUUUGUGUUGAUUAAGGAUGGGGACUGGUGUGACCCUUUAUCUCAGGCACAUUAAAGCAUCAAGUACACUUUGUCAUUAGACAUAAACACCAUAAUGGUUUUAGGAAGCUAUACCAUAAAUCACCCAACAACAACAUGUUGGAGAAGAAUAUGUAAAUGUUGGCUGAGCUCCAUGUAGCUGCUGAUGUUUUCAGGCGGGGUCCGGCUUACUGUUAGUACUCUCUUAAUACUGGGACAGUCGAAUAAGAGGGUGAGACUUAGGAAUAUAAAGACAAGUUUUUAAAUAUCAAGGCCUUACAACCUACACCUGUGUCUAUUUCAUAAGCAAGACAACCACUACAGCUCCAGCGGCAUGAAAUCAAAUUUAGGGUGUUGGAGCUCCGUUUGUGUCUGGACACUUUUUUCUGCACUAAAAAAGCAAAAUAAGACCUCGUAAAAAACCAGCAAUGGGCUAACUUUACAACUUUCAUAACUGACGAGCACAAAAUAAGCUUACAAGCCCAAUAAAGAUGACAAUCAUACUUAAACCGUUUAAUCAGGGACUUGGGAAUUUAGAAAUAGUUUAAAAAGAUAUAUUGCUAGCUGGAAAAUGCCCAAAAAAAAUCAUCAAAAGGCAUCAAAACCACAAAUAAAAAAAGCAAAUAAACACAAAACAGUAUAAAAAAAAUUUAAAAAGAAAAAAACAGUGAAAUUGUGUCUUUCCUCCUCAAUCCACUGAUAUUGAUGAAAAAGUGUUAUCUCCACCACAAAAGCUUGAUUUACAUGAUUAGCUGUCGAAGGCUUCUUUAAAAAUCAAAACUACAAAGCUCGGUUCCUUUAAUCCCUUCCUCCAAUCAGAGUUCAAAGUUAAGAAAACCCACUCUUUGAAGUUGGUUGAGUGUCAGUGAGGUUUGUUGAUCAGCAUCCUUGAUAUCAGCAUCCUUGAGGAUGUACGUUUACAACAACAUUUGUGCUGCAGUGGUGUUGUAGGUUUGACGUACUGUAGGUGCAGUAUGAUGCAGAGUGAUGCAGAGGAGGGGGGGCCAGAGUUGCAUGUACUCGAGAAGAACGUGACCCUUUCUCAAAUGAGAGUGGAAAAAACGAUGGCUUGAUAAAAAUAUCUUGGCCCAUCUCGUCUUCCCCUGGGGGGCUGCCUCCCCUGCUUUCAUCCGGUAGCCUGGAGGGAGAAAGAAGGAACAAACAGGGUGGAGAAAAAGAGGAAGAGCACUGAGAGAAAAAAGUAAAAAUGUAGAGAAUGAGUGUAAAAUGAAAAUUCAAAGACUGUGAGAAAAGGACAAAAGUGAAUGAAUUAAAGAAAGAAAUGAGAAACCCAUGACAGAAGACCAGAUACAGUUAUUAAGCACCUUUAACUUUGCUCAUGUAAUGACCAGCAGUGACUCUGUUGUGAUUAAUGGAUGGAUGAGCUCUCUCUCUCUCUCUCUCUCUCUCUCUCUGUCUCUCUCUCUCUCUCUCUCAGUUUCCCCUCCCUUCCUUGUUUUCUGUCAUCUGCUCUGUUUCUGUGCCUCUAUAUAACCCCUGACACAGACCCUGUCUCAUCAUAGCUUGGUAGGGUGGACAGGUGUCAACAGAAGUUGCAUGUUAGUGUGAAACAGAGCUUCACACGUUAGAUUAAGUAUUCUGCUGCUGAUUGUUGUUUAUUUCACAGAUAUUAUAGGAGAGGUAUUUGACUGUUCUGUUUCAUCUGUGCUGACUGGAGCUUUAAACAGACAAACUACAGACUUUUAAUUUAAAGGCAUAUCAGCAGCCAGGUGAAGAUGAUGCACCGAUCAGCACUCAACCUCAGAAUGACCUCACUGCUGCUGCUGCUGGUGGUGCUGGUGAUGGACACAGGUAAGACAUUUUUAAAGUUUUACACAAAUAUCUUCUUGUUGAUGCUGUAUUACAGACACAUUGGGAGAAAGACUACACUUAAGAAUUAAACAUGAAAUGCACCAAGAAUUAAAAGGGUUUUAAAGGCACUCCUAUAAAUGCUCAACAUCUUUCUGCAGGAGCAAAGAAUGAUGAGGUUUCUUUUUUUCUCUUAAAGCUAAAAAAAAAUCAGCUGACACUAUAACUCAAAUGUGUAUUGCAAUGCUUUAUAUAUAACUCCAGACUAAUAUAGUUUGCCCCUCAUGAAAGGGGUUGUCCAACAUUUUAUUUCCAGAUGAGAAGAUUGUUUGACAUUUUUCCUUUCUGUAUAAAAUCACGAGUAGUUAAAUAAAAGGCAGACAAUGUUGCAAAAAAACUCAAGGACACUCUCCUCUUCACCUCCACAGAAGCAGGGAUGAAUAUCCUCGCCACCAAAGUGGACAUUAUGGUGGGAAAUGAGAUCUUACUGCUCUGUAAAGGUGAGUCAGUUUGAUUUUAUCCUAAGACUGUAGUAAAGUUAAAUCUUUUUCAUCAUUUUAAAUCUUCUCGUGCUUUCCUUACUUGUCUGUCCUCUGAUCCUAGCCGGAGGAGAAGGAGACAUAACAUGGCAGAAGGAUGGGGAAGACAUCACAGAAGACAUGGCAAAGGUUUCAAUGGUGGAUGAGGCCUCCUCAAAAUUAGUCAUUGAGAAGGCAAAAAUGACGGACUCAGGCACGUACACCUGCCUUUGCGAGUUUGAGAGUGGACACGCAGAUCAUACUGAAAAAAUAAUCUAUGUUUACGGUAAGUACAGACAAGCUCUGAACAUUUUUCUGUUACAAUAAAAAUCUGUAUUUUUUGGAGACUCAACAUCAUAUUCUCCUUCUCUUCUGUCAGAGGGGCCAACAUUUAAUGGUACCUCCACCUAUCACGAGUUUCUAGUGGGUACAACGGGUCGGGUGCCUUGUCUGGCUGCAGGACAGCCAGCUGUGGAGGUUCACUGGUUCAGAGACAAUCAAGAAAUCUCAACCAAUGGUAGGACCCGCACCAACAUGGGCAAGUGGGGACUCUGUAUGUGUGUUUAAAGAUGAUCAAUAUUGAUCAAUACUUUUAAUUCCACUUUAGUUAAAAUGAAAUGAAAAAAAACAACAACAAAAAAAGCAAUCCUCUGUAAGGAUAAUCCAACAAAGACUGCUGUAUCUCUCUUAGCUCAACAGAGCCCAUUUUAGUCCCUGUCGGCUUCAUGUUUCUAUUGUACAGCCCUGGACUGGACUGUUUGGUUUUAGAGUGUAUCUGAGCAUUGUUUUCUCAGGUCACAGGCCCACUUGAAUAAGCACCACUAAACUAGUGAAUAUUCUUAAUGUGUACAUUCAGUAUUUCUUUGGUUGAUUUCCUUGUUGGACUUAUGCUGAAGGUGCUCUACUGAGUGUCUCUUUGAUCCAGCUGUAGUCAUGUGACUUUAUCAUCAACGUUCCUUGUAACUGUGUCUUUCUUAACUGCGUCUUUGUCCUGAUCUCUUUCCAUCUAUCUUGUACUCCAGCAGGAAGACGUGCGCAUAGGCUGCCUGACAACACACUGCUCAUUAAGGAAGUUCAGAGAGAAGAUGCUGGGACUUACGAGUGCAGGGCAUUUAUCAAAGGGAGGCCUAUCCAACGGACACUCCCUGUCUCUGUUGUCGUUAACGGUCAGAAUCUUUUUCAAGACACAAUUUAUGACACUAUUGAAUUUAUUUCAUAUCUCAUGCAAGAUAAGCAUGAAUUUGAUAUAAAUAUGGCUCAUCACUGCAGCUGGUCCUACCGCGCGUCUGAAGGAGGAGAUAAAAAAAGUGGUGGCUGGACCAGAAAUCAACGUUACCUUUCUGUGUUUGGUGGAUGGCCUGCCACAACCCAACAUCACCUGGACCCUGUGAGUUAAGACUUUUGACAUUGAAAACUUUUGAAAGGCACAGUAUGACCAUGUCUAUGACUAUGUCCAUGAGGAGAGCUUUCACAGGGAUGAAAUUUAGCUGUUUCAUCUCAAUAGCUUUAAGAGUCAUGUCAAGUUUUGGUUAAUUUUUGCAUCAUAUUUCCUUACUUAUAGUCUUGUCAGCAUGUGAUCUAUAUUGUAGAUGAGUGCUCUUAAUGUAGCGUUCUGAGACUUAAUCUAUGUGCUGCUGGUUGGGUUAGAAGGUAAGGAGGUCUAAUGUGUAUAGUAGUGUUUGUGUAUCCCUUAGGUGAUCUUUUUCAUUGUUGAUUAUUGUGCAGAUACCUAGGUUCACAUUAUCUUUUCGUUUGAAUUUCUUCAGCAUAACAAAUGUGUUUUCAAUGUGUAGAUUUCUCUGCUUUAUCUCCUCUCAGGCCCACAAAGUUUGACCCGUCGCAUCAUCACUAUAACUCGGAUAAAAGCGAGCUGACAAUCGUGUCUGUAGCCAGGGCAGACUAUGGAGAGUACAUCUGCACAACCAGAAACAAGAUCUCUGAGGACAGUGCCACUGCCUUGCUUCAUGUGUUUGGUUCGUCAUGACUCUAUCUCAUUAUUUUCUUCUCCUUGCUGCAGAAUGAUGUCAAAUGUGCAGCAAAGAGUUUCUUUGUAUUCUGGUGAGGUGUUUAUUGUUACGGAUAUGUUUCCUUUCAGAGGCCCCAGAGGUGUCUUUGUCAGCAGAGUCGAAGAGUGUGUCAGUGGGUGAACAUGUGUCUGUAUCCUGUAACGUGUCUGGACAUCCUCAGCCUGAACUACACUGGCUCAACAAGUACAACGGGCAAACUUUGGUACACAACUUUCUUGCACACUUUUCUGCAGCUUUUCAAAGUCAGGUUGUAAUGGAUAGAGAGCAUCGAAUUUCUAAUGUCAAUGUCUGGUCGUGAACGGUACUCCGAAGGGAACUGACAGUUUUAAAGCACACUGUAAGAUCUCUGGGUGCAUGUGUUGUUUACAUGUGAGACAUUUCAAAUGGGAUUACAUAGCUAUCAGGUCUGGCAUUUGGGGACUGUGGAAGAGGCAUGCUACUCCAAGUAACAUCUGGUGCUUCAAGAUGUGCUUUGAUUAAGAUAACAAUAUCAUUAAUAAAAACAUAUAGGUGAUAAUGUUACUGAUCAAUGAGUAGACAUUUUUGGGAACCACAUGUGGACUCCUGCACCCUUACGUGAUGUCAUGACCUUUAAUUUAGGAAAGCAUGUGCUACAGUUUUGAAAGUCAAAAGCAACAUGGAAGUUAUGAAUUCAUAGAUUUUCCUUUGGUCUCAAAUGUGACUGGAUGUUGUUUUUCAUGCUUCUACCUGACAGGACUCAACCUCUGGCCGCGUCCGCGUUGUCAACGGUUUGUUGACAAUUGAUGAGGUGGUGCCCUCUGAUGGUGGACUUUAUUCCUGCAUGGCUGUCAGCAUAACUGGAAAUGCAUCAAGAGAUGUUACAAUUAUGAGUAAGAAAUUGUGUUUUGUUUUUCUUUGUAGAAAAAAUCAUGUGAAGUAUAAUUGCACCAAUAAUUACAACUUCAGCAUUCACUAAUUUUCUAAUGAUCGUCUUCUUUCGUUUACUCCCUGCUCUCUUUUCCUCUGUCUUUCCUCCUGACUCACAGCCCAGCCCGGUCCACCUCAAUACCUGUCCAUCUCACCUGGACCAACUUCAGUGUUGUUCCUUCUCAAAACCUUACCCAUCAGUGGGGGAGCACCCAUCACAAAUUACGUCCUGCAGUGGAGGCGAAGUGUAGCAGAAAAGUGGAUGGAGACGGUCACAGCCCCAGACUUAGGUAAAACCCAACAAAACCAUUAACUGUAUUCUGUUAUAAAAUUACAACUGCUUAUAUCUGUUCAUCCUGAGUCCUACUCUGUGUCUGUGUUUGCUCUCUAGAUCCCCUCGCCAUCACCUCCCUUAGGCCGUACACGUUGUACUCAGUGCGUUUAGCUGCCAUGAACAAAGUGGGGCUGGGACCGUUCUCAGACAUCAAGACUGUACGCACACAUGGAAUACGUAAGUGCUUCACACACUGACAACACAGCCGCUGCACAAAGUGUCAACAAAACCAAAUCAAUCCAUAUUUCAUGCCACAUUUGCAGCAUAUGCAUCAUGUGUAUGUUUCUUGUCAAUCAGAGACAUGCUCAUAUAUUUACACAAAACCCCUAUCCUGGCUGGUGUGUGCGUGCGGUUGGAGAAGAUUUUUCCCCUUCAUCGAUCAUCACAAAUUUUUAUUGUUUGUCUUUCAUGACACCGUCAUUACAACAUUUCCAUGAAAUCAUCAUGUGGGUCCUGAUGUCUUUUCAUGCUGCCAUGUUGUCAUCCAUCCUCAGAGGGUAAAGUACAGUCAUUUGCAAAACUAGAAAUAAAAACUCUGAAUGUUCACAGAAAGACAUACAUCUGAAGAUCAUGUUCUCAUGAUUCUUAAAGUGUAUUUAUGACAAAGUUAAUCAUCAGUGUCUUUUUCUACAGGUGAACCAGACAGUCCAAUUUUGUCCACUGAUGUAGUGAAACAAGAGGGGACUUCAUUCUCCAUCCCUCUGAAGCAAAGUGAUGAUGGAGGAACUCCUGUGCAGCACUUCAACUUACGAUACAAACAGGUGAGUGCGCUGGCCUCCCACGAUUUUCACAAACGUGUCAUGAAACACGUUUGAGAUUUCACUGCCUCAUUUACCAAACAACAACACUUGGAAAAAAUCAGUCUGUGGGAUAUAACCAUUUCUAGAAAAUGCGUGUUUCAUACAGCUAAGUAGUAGGGGUGGGAAAAUAAAAUUGAUACAGCAUAGUAUUGCGAUAUUUUGUCUGGUUAAAUAUUGUAUCGUCUCAUUGACCAAGUAUUGAUUUUUUUCAAAUGAAUUGCUAAUAUGAACUCAAAUCUAUGAUAAUAGAAAAAUAAAAUCAACUGUUUGUCCAGUGAGGCUGGCAGAGGUGACAUUAUAGAUCAGGAGAAAGUUAGUGCAGCAAAUAUAGCAGCACUUGGAGAAAGACAUUAGGAAUGCAGGCAGGGCACAAAUGAGAUGGACCUUACACAUAAGGUUUGCAAGAAAUGCUUCAUGAAAAUAAAAUAUUGUGAUAAUCAGACAAACAUCAAGGAAAGAAAGAUGCUUAAUCAGUUAAGUAGUUGAAAAAAUAAUAUCGUAUCGUGGGGCCACUGGUGAUUCCCACCCCUGCAAAGUAGUAGGACCAAAGGUCAUAGUCGUAACUGUUCACAACCCAAGUCCCUCACCCUUACAAGGCACUGUCUGUUGAAAACCUCAUGACCUCGAUGGAUAGAAGAUGGUGAUGGUCAUUUUGACUUUGGCUCUCUUUAUUUUCUUUCUGUCAUUUAAUCUUUAUUUCUUCUCCUGCCUUUCACUCUCUCAGGAUAAAGAAGGACUCGAGUGGAAAGAGAUGCAGCUGCCCUCCAGUUCAGACUCUAUCUCCCUUGAAGGCCUGUCUUAUGGCUCAAACUAUCAACUGGAAGUCACAGCUGUCAACGCAAAUGGUUCCUCUACUCCUACAACAUUUAACUUCACCGUCGGACCACAGCCAAGUAGGCAGCUCCCAAAUUACCUAUUAGCCAUACAAUAGGGUCUAAACUUCAAAACCUCAGCAGGACCAAGCGUCAUCUCAAAAAAGUGUUAAGGUGCUCUUCAUACUGUUUGUUUUAGUCAUGUUAACUGUCUGUUUCUAUCUCUCCGCUCAAAGUGACCAAUCGCAGCAUGACCAAAGGCGCCGUGGUGUCCAUCGUCAUGUUGAUCUUCCUGGUGAUAUUCCUCAUAGUUGACGCCUCCUGCUGCUACAUAAACCGCUGUGGCCUGCUUAUGUCCAUUGCUCUGAAACUGUUUGGACAGAAAGUGCCGGGCCUUCGAACGCUUGAGGACGGUGAAGGAAAUGGGUGAGUUGAUGUCUAAAAUUUGAAAGACUUUCCUGCAAAUAUUCAUGUUUGAUGUUGAUUGUUUGAUAAAGCUUUUUUUUUUUACCUUUUAGUUGCAUUUCUCAUAUUUGAAACUGUUGAUUGUGUUUCCUUACUGCAGAGAAGUGAAGUUCAAGGGUGUUGACACUCCCAGAGGCAGUCUACAACAGACGGGAGUUCAGACAAUCUCCAAGGAUGGCGAGCAGCUCAGAGAAGUCACCUGCGACAAAGCUCAUCUCACCAAACAUGAGUAAGCUCUUACACUCAAUAUCAGACCUCAAAUACCAGCGAAGAAAAUAUCUUAUUAAAGCUUCUACGAGGGUUUUUUAGCUGGUUAUCCACAUGGUUACCCUUUUUAACCUCAGUUUGCCAAUGACGCCACUUGCUGCAAGACUGAUCAAAUCUAAGUUGUGAUUUUAAACAUGAUUGACAGCAUACUAAAGAAAGAAACACAAAAUUUCAAAGUAAGUGAUAUGCAUAACUAUCGAGGGCAGAACUCUGACCACAGGGGGCGCCAAAAUCGACAUUAAACAGAAAGGUCCUCAAAGGAGCUUCAACAAUGUCUGCAUGUUGUUGUAGGAAUGGAAAGUUACUAAGUUUGUUUGUCAUGGUAAAAAUCAAUCUCACUGUCCACGUUACAAGAACAAUUGAAUCCACUUAUCAAAUGCAAUUUUUAAAUAUGAUUUUUCAAAGCCUCUGUGACCAUAGUUGUGUUGGGGCUUACCACCGAUAUAUGAAUGACUGCAAUAACAAAAGAACAAAACAAUAUGAUGCAGGUUGACUCAGAGAAAUGUACAAUUCUGUCCAUAUCAUUCCAGCUGAUUUUGACAAACUCCUGGUGAUCAAAUAUCUACCAGAAAAAAAACAACAACUUUGAUCGAAAAAACACAAAGCAGUUCAUCAUUUUGGAUAUGUAAAUUUUAACCAAAUGAGCCUCAAAACCGUUUUUAGUGAUUGAAUGACUUGACUGAUACUUAAAAAAUAGAUCCAGCUUGCUUUUUGUGCUACCACAUGCAUGUUUCUUGUUUAUUUUGGUGCUUGUAUGCUUUUAUUGAGAGGAUAUUAUAUUUGAUAGAAAAGGAGAUGGCCAAAGAGAGCAGGAAUGAGACAUGUGACAAAAGGCUGGACUGAGCCCAGUCCACCAGUUCUGGGCACGAUUGAGGCAAAACGAUGACUGGCUAUGAUAAACCACCCUUUACCAAAGAUUUAGAGAUAAGUGUUUCAUUCAGUGUAAGCUUUUAAUACAGUAUCUUCUUUAUUCUUUUUACAACAGGAAAUCCCAACCUCAGAACGACCAGUCCAAUGGCAAUGCAUGAAGUUACUGACACAAAGGAUACCUAUGAGAAACGUGAGCUAACGAAGUGUGAACACAUGGAAAAACAAAGAAUGUAUAAAAUAAUCACACAGCUUUAACAAGAGACUCGAAAACGUUGAUGAAAGUGGAAACAUCUUUCAUGGGGAAGAUGAAACAUCACUGACAGGACUCUUCUGAAUGAAUGAGAGAACGAACAGCCUGCAUUCAGAAAACACAACCUCUGAACAAAGCUACUGGCAGGAAAUGAUGUCAUUUUGUAGUCCUAUUUGAGUCUUUCUCUUCUCUCAUUUGCAUUUCACCUUCUUUACAGGGUAAUUUUGACAUUUAUGGUCAACAGGGUAAAACAGCUGUAAAGGUUUCCUUUGUCAUGAGACGCAAUUUUUUUUUCCUGUUUUAUUUUUACUCCUUAUUGGAUGUGUCAUGAAUUUCCUAUAUUGUGCAGUGUUUUGUCAGAGUAGUUUUGAUAUCCAUCCUCGCCGGCAACUUUUUUAUGCACCUUUCCUGUUGAUGUUUAUUUGUUACUUACUUUGCUGCUCAUCUUACGAUUAUUGACAAAACUUUGAGUAUGUUUUAUUUAAGAACAGUGUGUGUUGAUGCUCAGUGGUGUUUUUCUUUUUCACCAUUGAGAGUCAUUUGAGCUUAAAGUAAACCAAUUCACUUUAUGUAUUCACCAUUAACUCAUACUUUUUGGACUUUGAAAGGCUCAUAGGUGUGAGGGUGCUAAGAAGAAUCUACUUUAAUUUAAAAAAAUAAUAAUCUAAGUAUUUGUAAUCAGUUUAUAAACUACUAGAAGUGACAUUUGCAACCAAUUUGUUCUGAUGCUAUAGUUACUACAAAUAAUCACUCUGUUGCAGCAUUUCUGCUUGUAAGGUUGUCAUGCUUGACAGUGUCCUCGGUCAUUUGUAGACAUAAGUGCAGUAUUAUGAUAGUGUUUGAAUACAGUCUGUGGUUUUAAUACUGUACAGAACACUGUAAAUUAUUACAUACACUUGUUGUUCCAUCUUUACAUGUUAUAAAAUGUAAACACCUUUUUGUGUUUUGUACUCAUUUAUUUAAUGCUUCAUUUUACUGUUCAUAAGGUCUCAAUUAAAUCUUCAACACAUUAUGUUUCGGUCUUGAAUGGCUGUAAAAAUCCUGAAAAAUCUUAAAGGGAUAUUCUGGUGUAAAAUUAAUUUAGGGUCAAACACACCAUAACACAGAGUUAGACACCCCCUCGAGAGAUGAAUGCUGUCAACCGCUUGCUUCUCUUGCUAUACUGGUCAACUUUAGUAACAACCGCAUGAUAGCAAUACACAGCGGUCUGAGGAGCCAUAAACAAACCUCUACCAAAAAGCCACCCUAUAGCCACAAAUAAUGCUCAGAACAACACCUAACUUCAUCAACAGUACAUAAAGGGUCAAAGCCAAAGAAUAUCCCUUUAAGUGACUAAUGUGACUUAUCAAAGAGCAUUUUAAGGAAUAUUACUGUUACUUAAAUUUGUCCUUUAUAAAACAAAGCAAUUAUGGUGAGAGCUUGAAGAUAGAGAUUAAGUUAACUCAUUUGGAAGACAAAGCAAACGCAUGAUCAACGCUCUAUAAAAUUCAUGCAUAUACCCUCAUAUGAUAUCAUCACAUGUUGCAGAUGCUGAAGUCUGAAAAAUCAGUGUCAUCGGUGUGUGAGGGUCAAUUUUUGACAGGCCUUUUGAAACACACCACGAGACGUCAAUUUGGUUAUGAUUCUGAGUCAUACUUUACAGUCUCCAUAGAGCACUAAUAACAGCGAGGUCAUGUUGGGCAGCAGCUCUCUGUUUUAGUGCUAUGUAAUAUUGUGUCGAUCGCGAACGAUUCGUUAAAAAGAACCGUAUCUUUUAAGGGAACGUACUGAUUCGAAUCAUUUCCUCGAGUGAUUCGGUCGUUUCUCACUCCAGUUGAGCUGAAGUCAGAAACAGUAUUGCCAGGCCAGCAGCUGGCAAACGAAGAACCACAUGCACCAACACCUGAACCACUUCGUAAAUGAGUCAAGCAUUGAACUGCACUCUCUGGAAUCAUUUUUGUCUGACAAAACUACCUCAGGAUCACUCACUGAGCCCAAAUUAUCGAGAAGACCUGGUAAAUAGCAUAUCAUAGGUGAGUACACUUAAAAUAUCAUGACUUUUUACAAACCUGUUUGUCAAAGCAGCACAGCCAAACACUCUCGUCUCCCAGUGCCAGAAGCUAUGAAUUUAACUGAAUCCUGAACCGUUCAGCUGUGUAUCAGUUCAGGAGGUCGGAGUCGCUGGCUUCUCCCGCUAAAUGAUUCGGUGAUUUGGUGGACGGAUCUUUUGAACGAAUCUUUUUCGUGAACUGAUCCUAGU